Penicillium argentinense is the source of this 1986-nucleotide messenger RNA. RefSeq names its product transcriptional regulator family TF. NCBI's taxonomy places the organism in Eukaryota, Fungi, Ascomycota, Eurotiomycetes, Eurotiales, Aspergillaceae. The record is from RefSeq and is a predicted model, not a curated record. Bases 1 to 1986 code for a protein of 661 amino acids. The transcript has 6 exons. Gene Ontology annotation, molecular function: DNA-binding transcription factor activity, RNA polymerase II-specific; DNA binding; zinc ion binding. Gene Ontology annotation, biological process: regulation of DNA-templated transcription; DNA-templated transcription.
AUGCCGCCCACAAAAGUCGCUUGUCGUGUUUGUCACGAUCGACGCGUGAAAUGUGAUCGCCGGGACGGUGCUGCGUGUUCAAAUUGUCGGAAUGCUCAGGUGGAGUGUGAGGCGAUUGUGUCUCGUCGCGGACGGAGACGAAAGCUUCCUCUUUUGCCUUCAGUAUCUGUUUCGAACAGUAACUCGCUUCCAAUUGCUUUUGAAGCCUCGUCACGCAGGGCAAUAGCCCCGAAUUUUCCGAUCGACUCCGAUGCCCAACACGAUCGAAAUACCCAACAGGAACCAUGUUUCCCAACUCGCAGUCCCAGCGGCAAGACCCCCUACGUCGGUGACUCUUCGAAUCUAAACUAUCUAAUCCAACAAUUCGGAAACCCCUUCAAGGGCACGACAGACGCCCGUCCGCUCCAAGACCGUCUGCAGAGUGCAAUGCUAACACGACUUGGACAGUCAACGGCACAGGAAAUCAAGCAAAUUAACACGUCAACAAUGAACAGGCUCAAGGUGGAUGGAGCAUUUGACUUGCCCUCUCAAGAAACUAGCGCAGCUCUGCUAGACGCCUACUUCAACUAUUCACUCGCAGCCAUACCCAUCCUCGACAAAGAGCGAUUCCUCACAUCGGUACAGGAAGGCUCGUUUUCACAUCUUCUUCUGAAUGCAGUCUACCUCGCUGCUACCUGCUACUGCUCAGACAACGUCAUUGCAAAUGCCGGGUUCGUGUCUCGCUACGCUGCGAGUCUUUCCUUCUAUCGCAAGGCCAAGGCGUUAUAUGAUGCGGGCUACGAGUCGGAUGCCAUCACGACGAUCCAGGCGACGUUCUUUAUAUGCCAUUGGUGGAGUGGGUUGCUCGAACACAAGGAUCCGUGGUAUUGGCUUGGGAUCUCGGUGGGUAUUGCGCUGGCUUUGGGUAUGCAUCAGGAGAGAUCGUAUUUGCGGCUGGAUGAGCGAGAUCGCAGGCUGUGGAGGCGAAUUUGGUGGAUGGUCUAUGCGAUGGAUAUUCACUUGUCCAUGCUGCUUGAUCGUCCUCCUCGAGUACAGGGGAGGCUAUGCAAUGUGCCGCCUCUGUCAGAGGCAGACGUUGAACGAGUCUCGGAAUCGCAGUUGAAAACGUCUGCUGUGACUUCGAUCGACGAGGAUCUAUUCAUGAUAUAUGCGGUGCAGCUAGCCAGUAUAGUUGACCAAUUCUUCACGAUCAAAUCCGACGAACACGGCCAAUCGCAAGACAUCUGUCUCGAGCAGAUUUCGUUGUGGUCGUCCUCGCUUCCGCCAGAGUUCAAGUCAUUGUCGACGAAUAGCAGUACGUGGGCUAUCCUGACGCAAAUACUAUACCAGGAAUAUCGACUCGUGCUUCACCGUAGCAACCCUCGAUUCUCGCAGGAAACAGGACCCGGUACACCGACCUUUGCAAUCUGUACGGAGAUUUCUCAUAUGCUGGAGAUUAUUAUGGCCAAUAACAUGGUCUAUGCGGCUGCUGCGAGCAUGUACGCUCCUCUCUCUGCCUCACAUCUUCCCGGACCCUUUCUGAUGAUGUCUCCUGACAGAAUUGCCCCCACCCUGUCCGUCCUCGCAAUCCACAUCGUCAAUAUUCACCGAGGAGAUGCCGGCGUCCGCAUGAUCUCCGAACACCGAGCCCGCUUCUGCAUGGCUAUUCUUGACAAGCUGCAGGAUCGAUUACCCGUCGUCGCUGCGUUCUACCCUAUCUACGAAGCCCUUCUCAAGCAAUUCUCCACUGCCGGUGAUACGUGCGAGAAUACUGAUGCUUCUGAUCAAAGGGAAACAGAGCAAACGGUGGAGGGUGGUUCUCUGAGGAAUGAUGAGCCGGGAGGUUCACUGAAUACGGUUCCUGCAGAUGGUUCGCUUGAACGCGUGUUGCAGGAAAAUAUGAAUGGGACAUUUCCAUUUUCGUUCCCAUUUGGAAAUCUCUUUGAGGAGAUCUUUCUUGGUUCGGAUGAGCAGCUGUGGCAGGCUCGUGAAGAUGAUGCUCUGUAG